Molecule: messenger RNA, 2208 nt
Organism: Conger conger (European conger)
Lineage: Eukaryota; Metazoa; Chordata; Actinopteri; Anguilliformes; Congridae
Exons: 10
Coding region: 76-2010 (644 amino acids)
Source: RefSeq, a predicted model, not a curated record
GGCCGCUGGGAGAGAGCCUGUCUGCUCGAGAGAAGCUCAAGUUCAGACACCUGGACCCUGGGACCUGAAGGCAACAUGUCAGAGUCAACGCUAAGGAUCAGCGGCACAUCGGUCCGUCAGGGGGCCGUGUAUGGUGGCAACAAGCUCUUUUCGUCAGGCAGAGUCAGGGGCAGCGGCGGUGGCCUGAGCUACUCUGGGUCAAGGUCGAUCCUGGGUGGAGGUGCUGGACUUGGCAUAAGAGGGGGUGGGGGCGGGGGCCUCGCGCUGGGGCUCGGAGGGUUGGGGCUCGGGGGGAUGGGGCUGGGGGGGAUGGGGCUGGGGAUGGGGCUGGGGAUAGGCGGAGGUGGAGGUGGCGGAGGAGGAGGUUUGGGUCUGGGGUUAGGUCUGGGUGUGGCAGGCAUGGGCCUGGGUGGGGGGCUGUCUUUGGGAGCCGGGGGGGCUGGCGGCAGGCUGGGUGGUUUCCAGGCGUCCGUGGCCCCUCUGAGAGGAAGGCUGGGUGGAAAGAUCUUCAAAGUCGGGGGGUACGGCCACAACCCGGCCUUCCUCAUGAGCACCACCACAGUGGACGCGGGCGUCAGCCCCAUGCCCAGCCUCGACCCCUCCCUGCCGUCCGUUGACACCGUCCAGGUCACCCGCUUGAAGGAGAAGGAGGAACUGCAGACCCUCAACGACAAAUUUGCCACCUUUAUCGACAAGGCCCGUACCCUGGAGCAGGAUAACGCCAUCCUGAAAGCCAAGAUCUCCAUGUUCACCAACCCCGACCAGGGGGGGCCCGCCAGCACCUCCAUCCUCCUCACCUCCGCCAUCGGCACCUACAAGUCCCAGAUCGACAGCCUGACAGCCACCAAAGAGGCCAUCAUCGCCGAGAUUGAGCACUACAAGGGCAUCAUCGAAGACGUCCAGACCAGGUAUGAAGAGGAGACCACACUAACCAAGAACCUAGAAAUUGAUUGGACGUCCUUGAAAGAAGAGGUCGACAAUCUCUACCUGACCAUUUUCGAGCUUCAAACCAACAUCGGGGGACUGGAAGAUCAGAUAACUCUUUCCAAGCAAGUGUAUGACGCUAAAGUGAAGGAGGUGAGGAACAUCGUGACCGGAAGCGUGAAGUCGGCCAUCUCUAUCUCGGUGAACAAUGCCGCCCAGGCGCAGGACCUGACCUCGGCGCUACAGGAAGUGCAGGCCCACUACGAGUCCCUGGCGAAGCGCAGCAAGCAGGACGCCCUCGUCACCGUCCAGGACAGCAUCUCAAUGAUGUCGCUAUCAACCCAGCCCAGUACCCAGACCCUCACUGCAGCGAAGGAGGAGCUACGUUUGUACAAACUCCAGAUCGAAUCCGUGCAGCGGGAGAUCGACAGGCUGAAGGGGGUGAACGCCCAGCUGGAGGUGCAGGUGGAUGAAGCGGAGGCUCACUCCAGCACACACACAGAGACCUAUCAUGACCAGGUGGUGACCCUCAAGACUCAGCUGGAUGACAUCAGAAGGCAAAUUACUCAGUAUGGACAAGAGUACCAGGAGCUCCUUGCCAGCAAAAUGUCUCUGGAUGUUGAAAUCACUGCAUACAAGAAACUCCUGGACAGCGAGGAGAUAAGGCUGAAGUCGGGAGGCGGAGUCACGGUGCACAUGUCCAAGUCUGCCAUAGGAGGCGGGCUCGGUCUUGGGGGCGGGGGCGGGGGUGGGGCUGGCCUUGCCCUUGCAGGUGGAGGUGGUGGAUUAGGCGGCGGCCUGGGCGGAGGCCUGGGCGGAGGCCUGGGCCUUGGUGGAGGUCUGGGACUGGGCCUGGGUGGAGGACUGGGCCUGGGUGGAGGCCUGAGCCUGGGUGGAGGCCUGGGCCUGGGUGGAGGAGCAAGCAGCGGAUAUGGCGGCUACGGGUACAGCCUCGGAGGUAGCGGACUCAGCCUCGGAGGUAGCGGACUCGGCCUGGGCACCAGCUUGGGAGGCUACGGCUCCACCUCCUUUGGCGGCACUGGCACCGGUAGCAGCAGCUUCAUGUCCUCCACCAUGUCUUACUGAUGAAACGCGUGCGGAUCACAGAUCACGGAUAACAGAUAACGGAUAACGGAUAACGGAUCACGGAUAACAGAUGACGGAUCACUUGCAAGGUCCUCUACGGCUUCUAAUCAACAGCGAACCUGCACUGCCUCUGGCUUUCACGCAGAGAGAGAGAGAGAGAGAGAGAGAGAGAGAGAGAGAGAGAGAGAGAGAGAGACA